AGAAAAAGAGAAGCAGAUCAUCUGCUCAGCAGUGUUAUUGGAGGGAAGGGCAGGAUCUGCUCUGCCGAAGAAUGUAAUGCCCUGUUGCUUCUAGUAUCCAGUUUUUGGAGUUCUAAUUUACUUCCCCAAUAAAAUUGCAUCAGGAAACACCAAGAGGAGUAUGUCACUAUGUUGAAAUCAGGAGAGAUUAAAUAUGAGGAUGUGGUGUGUGGAAGCUCCAGUUCUCAGAAAACAUCCUCUGCUACUCUCCACACAAACACAUCUUGCACACAAACAAAAAACAGACGUAAACUACGCCAGCACACUCAUACAGGAGAAAAACCAUUUCACUGCUCAGAGUGUGGGAAGCGUUUUAAGCAUCAGACUAAUCUUCAAAUACACCAGCACACUCACACAGGAGAGAAACUGUACCAUUGCUUGGAGUGUGGCAAGCGGUAUAGUAGACAGUGUGAUCUCCAAAUACACCAGCGCAUUCACACAGGAGAAAAACUGUAUCAGUGCUCAGAUUGUGGGAAGAGUUUUGCUAGACAGAAUCAUUUCAAAGAACACCAGCGCAUUCACACAGGAGAGAAACCAUAUUGCUGCUCAGAGUGUGGGAAGAGUUUUAGCACAACAAGUCAUAUCAAAGCACACCAGCGUGUUCACACAGGAGAGAAACCGUAUCAGUGCUCAGAUUGUGGACUGAGUUUUGCUCGACAGAAUCAUUUCAAAGAACACCGGCGCAUUCACACAGGAGAGAAACCGUAUUGCUGCUUGGAAUGUGGACGCAGUUUUGCAAGACUGAGUUAUCUUCAAGCACACCAGCGCAUUCACAGAGGUGAGAAACUGUAUCACUGCUCAGAGUGCGGGAAGGAUUUUACUACGCAGAAAAUUCUCAAGAAACACAAACGCAUUCACACAGGACAGAAGCCAUAUCACUGCUCAGUGUGUGGGAAGAGUUUUAAUGAAAAUAGUUCCUUGCAAAUACACCAACGUGUUCACACAGGAGAGAAGCCGUAUCACUGUGCUGAGUGUGGAAAGAGAUUUACUGAUCAGAGUACUUUCCACAGACACCAGCGCGUUCACACAGGAGAGAAACCGUAUCAGUGCUCAGAGUGUGGGAAGGGUUUUACUAGACUGGUUUACCUCCAGACACACCAGCGCAUUCACACAGGGGAGAAACCGUAUCAGUGCUCAGAGUGUGGGAAGAGAUAUACUGAUCGGAGUUAUCUCCAAGCACACCAGCGCAUUCACACAGGAGAGAAACGGUUUCAGUGCUCAGAGUGUGGGAAGAGUUUUACUAAACGGAGUUACCUCCAAGCACACCAGUGCGUUGACACAGGCGAAAAACCAGAUCAGUGUUCAGAGUGUGGGAAGAGCUUCAGGCAUUUGAGCCUAAAGAGACACAAAUGCAUAAAGAGCAAGGUAAAAACUUUUACUUACACAAACACGUCAAGAAAUAUCACCAAGAGAAAGACAAUGUUGAAAUCAACAGAGAUUAAAUGUGAGAAUACAGCAUCCAGAAGCCCCAGCCCUCCAAAAACAUCUUCUCCUACUCUCCAAACUGACAUAUCUCAUGGACAAACAAAGAAAACUACAGGAAAAGAAAGAACUCACCAGUGUUCGAACUGUGGGAAGAGUUUUACUAGACAGAGUCACCUCCAAAGACACCAGCUCAUUCACACGGGUGAGAAACCGUAUCAGUGCUCCGUGUGUGGGAAGAGUUUUACUAGACAGAGUACUCUCCUAACUCACCAGCGCAUUCACACAGGAGAGAAGCCGUAUCACUGCUCAGAGUGCGGGAAGAGUUUUAAUCGACUGAAUAAUCUCCAGAUACAUCAGCGCAUUCACACAGGACAGAAAUCUUACCACUGCUCAGAGUGUGGGAAGAGUUUUACCCAGCAGAGUAAUCUCCAACAACACCAGCACAUCCACACCGGAGAGAAACCCUAUCACUGCUUGGGUUGUGGGAAGAGUUUUAAGGCACUGAGCACUCUCCAAUCCCACCAACGCAUUCACACAGGAGAGCGACCGUUUCCAUGCUCAGACUGUGGGAAGAGUUUCACUAAGCAGAGUCAUCUCCAUACACACCAGCGCAUUCACACAGGACUGAAAGCGUAUUACUGUUCAGUGUGUGGGAAGAGUUUUAAUCAACACAGUUCGCUCCAACAGCACUUACGUGUUCACACGGGAGAGAAACCGUAUACCUGCUCAGAUUGUGGGAAGAGUUUUACUAUACAGAGUAAUCUCAGAAUACACCAGCGCAUUCACACAGGAGAGAAACCACAUCUGUGCUCAGAGUGUGGACAGACUUUUACUAGACUAAGUAACCUCCAAAGACACCAGCGCACUCACACGGGAGAGAAGCCGUAUCACUGCGCUGACUGCGGGAGGUAUUUCAGAGAGAGCGGUACCUUCAGAAAUCACCAGCGUACUCACACAGGCGAAAAACCGUAUCAGUGCUCGGAGUGCGGGAGGAGUUUUACCGUACAUAGUAAUCUCCAAAUACACAAGCGCAUUCACACAGGAGAGAAACCCUAUCACUGCUCAUUGUGUGGAAAGAGCUUCAGGCAUUCAAUUUUAAAGACCCACAGAUGCAUUAGGGAGGAUUUUGUGCUGCCUGCUGGGUCCAGAAAAUAAAAAAAGUCUAUUUCAAAUAUUCAUUUUUUGACAAAUUUUAAAUGCGUUGUUUUUGGAGAAACAAAAUAAAGUAGACUCUCCCCAGUGUU
This is a messenger RNA of Colossoma macropomum (tambaqui), 2708 nucleotides long. Its product is annotated as zinc finger protein 850-like. Bases 169 to 2619 code for a protein of 816 amino acids. The record is from RefSeq and is a predicted model, not a curated record. The transcript has 3 exons. Gene Ontology annotation, biological process: regulation of transcription by RNA polymerase II. Gene Ontology annotation, molecular function: RNA polymerase II cis-regulatory region sequence-specific DNA binding; DNA-binding transcription factor activity. NCBI's taxonomy places the organism in Eukaryota, Metazoa, Chordata, Actinopteri, Characiformes, Serrasalmidae.